AUGUCCAACAGGCAACGCAACAGGAAGUUCAACAAUAGGAGUGCCAAGAUGGUUGCAUUCAACAAGUCUGCAGGGGAGGUCACCGACAAGUUGGAGCGCGGAGAUCCCAUUGUUGCUGACAAUGCUCACGUUGUGCAACUUCCUUUUGAAGUGGAGAGUCAGGUCCGUCGUUGGAAGCUUGAAACCUUUGAGUUUGAGAAUGAUGAGUUGACACAGUUGAUGGAGGGAGCUCACCAGAGUGUGUUUGUUCUCACUGUGGAGCUUGUUGGAGUCAAGCGGAUUGCCAAGAAGCACAGUGCUGGUGCCAUGAAUAGAUUUGGUUCCCCCACUCGUGCUGAGGAUUCUGAUGACGACAACAGUGAUGCAAGCGAAGGUGGUGAUGACGGUGGUGGUGGUCGUCCUGAACCUCAUGAGAAUAUGGAUGAGCACUGA
This is a messenger RNA of Seminavis robusta, 432 nucleotides long. The record is from the annotation of a GenBank genome assembly. NCBI's taxonomy places the organism in Eukaryota, Bacillariophyta, Bacillariophyceae, Naviculales, Naviculaceae.